Spirometra erinaceieuropaei is the source of this 3737-nucleotide messenger RNA. NCBI's taxonomy places the organism in Eukaryota, Metazoa, Platyhelminthes, Cestoda, Diphyllobothriidea, Diphyllobothriidae. The record is from the annotation of a GenBank genome assembly.
AUGAUCGUCCUCUUGAGUCGCAGAAUAUUUGCUGUCUACAACGUCCGACCGCUUUGGGUUGCAUUGGAGUUGACGGACAUCGUCUACAUUCUCCUUGUUAAAGGUGGGAUCAUUCGGAUCAUUCGCUUGAACGAACGUUGCUCCGAGUUGUGCUGCGGGUCUAGCAAAAGCUACAGAGACGCCGUUACCAUAUUCAAUGCUGCAGCGUGGCCCAGGUUUCUGUAAAAUAUUCCGUCCCUUAUUAAGAAUACUUGUGGACACUUCUUGGUUCCUGUGAACUCUCGGGAGUAAGUUUAUGUCGCAGCUUCGGGCUGGUCGGAUGCGGCGCAGCGUGCUUCUACUCACAAGCAGGCAUUCAAACCCGUCUGUAGUGAGGAAGGUAGUCACUUUCCUAGCUUGGUAUUUUCACUCCGGCAUUUGUUUAGCUAUCAGACGACGAGAUCGAUUGCUCAACCAUCAUAAACAUCAACCAAUCCAUGCUACCUACGCCUACUCAGUUUUUAAUGCCGAGAAGACAUUGAAAAAAACGAUGAGACUCCUUGAUUCUAUUUUGACAUUUUUUACAGAUAAGAAGGCCCGCAAACGAAUAAACCGCAGCAUCUUAACCUGGAAUCAGGCUCAGAGCCGCACCUGUUGGGGUGUCCUUAUUCUCAUGGGAGGAGGAUUCGCACUGUCUAAAAUUGCUUCAGUAAGUUGUCUUGAAAAACUACUCAGCCUUCGGUUCAAAUGACCACUUUCUUGUGAGAUUUCUUGCACAAAGCGCAGCGUUGGCUUUGUUUUGAAGCAGCCGAACGCUUCAGUACGAAUCCAGUACGAAUCCUGAUGACGUCCGAAAUGGAGAACGACUGUCGAUUUAGUCACAAUUUUCUCCAUCAGCGCAGUCAGGGUUAAAUCCCACCUUCUCCUAGAACCUUACAGAUUUGAAACCCUUUUCUAGACUCACGAAUUACUUAAGGAAGAUGCUUUGGUGCUUUAAAGGUAGUCUGUAAUCGCGAAUUUGCAAGUACUUCUUCUAUCAUGUCCUUUAGCCAAUAGAAGGAUGUUGCUUUGCAGAAAUUCCCAUUUCGAAACAGUGAAGCAUGUAUAAGUUUAUUCUGUGACCAUGUUUUGUCACCAACCGUCCCAGGAAAGUAGGCAUAUGAGUUUCGCCCACGGAAUAAUUCUCAUCAACAUUGUGACCAAGUAUCAUGUCGUGCUUACGCAACAUGCAAAUUCGGUUUUAAUAACUGCAAUGACAUACGGACAUGUUGGCACUAGGAGACCAAAGCGCCAAUAACCUCAAGCCUAAAAACGCCGAUAUCGUCGAAUAUUUCUUAUUUCCGAUUUUCUAAUUUCCGAGGCGACGAUCGGGUGAAGGACCCCAAACACACAUGACCAGCCAAAGGUGCCUGUCUUACGGGAAAAGGCGGUGAUAGGGGUUUUACGGGCGGGGCAUAUGUAUACAUAAAGGAAUGGCAAAAUAAGUAUAGAUAAUUGGUAAAUUUGUUUUUCGGACGGGACAGUUUUAAUGCAUUGGCAAAUGGCAAUCGAAAUUAAGCAGGACACUUAAAAAAUAAACAUUAAGUGUCUACAAAAAUCGCUUCUCAACUCUCUGAACUGAGGUCAUUGUAGAUAAUGUACCAGACUGUCUACAACAGACGACCCAACCUUGUACGAUGAAACACCAAACCAAAAUAAUCAUGUCGGAUUAAAACCCACGUAAAUAAGUAUAGAAGGUAUUCUUUGUACGCCACUGAUGCUUGGGGGCCUUCACCCGACCCUUACCAUUUCCGAUUGAGCUUUUAGCUCUACCCAAUUAGCUGAGCAAUACUCAUGAAUGACUGCUCUAGGCGCUAAUUUCUUAGCUCUCGCUCUGUCCGUCACGAUGCAGACUGUUCGGCUGAUGAUCAGUAAGCGUCUGUUAAUCGGGUUAACAAUUUUAGCUCCUAUACAAACGUUCCGUCAGUUUUGCAGCCAACAUAUGAGAUUUUCACAGGCGGUUGGGAUGUCUUUCUCACUUGUGACCGAGAUAAUCUGGGUUCUUAUGUAGGACUGAUACUGACCUCUCUGGAGCUUCGCCCCCCGAAUAAUUCUCAUCAACUUUGUGGCCGAGUAUCGUAUCGUGCUUACGCAACAUACAAAUGCGUUUUCAAUAAGUGCAAUGACAUGCAGACAUUUUGGCAGUAGGAGACCGAAUUACCAAUAACCACAAACCUAAAAACUCCGAUAUCGCCGAAUAUUUCUUAUUUCCGAUUUGUAAAUCGCAUGCCGGGGCUGAUUGUUUGAGCAUUUAGCUCUACUCACUUACAUGAACAAUACUCAUGACUGACUGCUCUAGGCGCUAAUUUCUUAGCUCUCGCUCUGUCCAUCACCAUGCAGACUGAUCGGUUGAUGAGCAGUAAGCGUCUGUUAAUCGGGUUAAAAAUCUUUGUUUCUGUACAAACAUUCCGUCAGUUUUGCAGCAAACGUAUGAGGUUUUUGCAGGCAGUCGGGAUGUCUUUCUCACUUGUGACUGAAAUAAUGUGGGUUCUUAUGCAAGACUAAUACUAAUCUCUCUGAAGCAUAUGGGAUAGACUCUCGCCACAGACUCCUGCACUGCCGUCCGGAUGACUGCGUAGCAGUGCUGACCAGCUACCAUCAGCCCUCUCUCUCUCUCCGCACUCACCGACCGACAGACCUUUUUUGUUUUUUGCUCCCCUAGGUCGGUGGUCUGUCAAAAGUUAUAAGUGGAACCCUGGAAUUUGUCCGAUCAGUCCAACCAUUCGGUCUUGUCUACCUGAUUACGUUCUUUGGAGCUACCCUGACCGAAGUAGUUUCCAACUCCGCCACGGUUACAAUCUUGGUUCCCAUCAUGUUUGACUUGGUAAGUCCAAAAACGUAUUUUCCCAAAUGCUGCUCAAAUGUCGUAUGUUUUCCAUAUUAUGUGUGGAAAGAAGCAUUAUCAUUGCAACGAAUACGGCUGAGGUGGUAGGGGAUUAAUCCAAAUAGACAUUCACGCAGGGAGUUUGCAGAUGGCGGUUGUCCAUCUGGGGCUAUUACAGAUAUCCAGAAAUUUGCAGUUGAUUUCAUGCCGGCAGUGAUUUCUGCUAAUACUUCCUGUAAUUGAUCAGAAUUUGAUCGAGCAGCAAAGGACUAGGAAAGCAUGAUUUUUUUACUCCCCACUCUUAACCGAAUUUUUGCCUACAAAUAACUUAACUAUGAAUAUACUUUUAUUUUAGGCCAAGUCGAUCAAUGUUCAUCCGUUUCUACUGAGUCUUCCGCUGACCGUAGCAACUUCGCUCGCAUUCAUUUUGCCCGCGGCCACUCCGCCAAAUGCAAUCGUCUACUCCAAGGGCCGGGUCAAACUCCUUGACAUGGUACGCACUGCAACAUUGAGCUUAUCUGCUUCCAAAUGGGUCUCUUUUCUUACGCGUUGUAUGAAAUGAUUUUUUCUUAUGCAUCCCACGAAUAAGGGCAGUUAAAUGGACUUGUAGAUAGGUCAUGGGCUGCUUAAAUGCAUAGAAGUUAAUUUCGGGACUUAUGAGCAACUGCAAGAUCGGAAAUAACAGAAAAAUGAUGAAAUAUACAUAUAUACUACGCUCCUGGUAUUUUUAUCUGAUACGUUUGCCUGGUAUCUGUUUGCAUUACUUUGCAUAUUUUCGUUGUAGGCGAAGGCGGGAAUCAUCUUAAACAUAGUCACGCAGCUUAUCGUUGUUGUAUGUACCAUGACCUAUGGAAUGGUGUUGUUCCAGAUGAACAAAAUUCCUUCCUGGGCUUAA